GAUGAACACUUCCGCAGUGAUUUGGCUACUGACUACGCACUGCAGUGAGUCAGCUGCAAAGUAGUACCCGCCAUGCACUGGAUACUGAAUGUGCUAGCAGUCUUUCUGUCUGUGGUGGUAGGGUUUGUCAUAACUAACAUCCCAGACAUUGACCCUCAUCCAAUGGUCCACCAGCCACUGCGCCCUCUGCCACAGCGAGGAGACGCGCACGUGACUGCGCUGGACAACGUCGAGUACUUGUUUGCCGACGACAAUUCCUUCGUAGGCCCAGAGUCCUUUGUGUUUGUGGACGACGACACCGCCGUUACAGGCAUCAACGACGGCCGCAUAGUCAAAAUAACAGGUCUAGUAAAGGGCCCCAUUCGCUAUAAUGAAGUGACACGCACAGGUGAGUAUGUGGAGGGGUGUGGUGACAUUGAUAAGGAGCUCGUGUGCGGCAGACCGCUCGGGAUGAAACUGUAUCCACUGGACACAAACAAACUGAUAGUGGCAGACAACCAUGGUAUUCUCAUGGUUGAUCUCACCAGUGGUGCUGUGGAUGUGCUGGCGAGCCCACAAGACCACAACCUGACACUGCCCAACGACAUCGAAGUGGCCGACAACGGCGACAUCUACUGGACACACUCGGGCCCUACUUAUCGACAUACAAUACACCAUGUUAUAAUGGCGUGUGCACCCUCUGGUAAACUAUUCAAGUACAACCGCGACUCUCAGAAGGUGGAAGUGUUGAAAGACGAUCUGAGGUUCCCAAAUGGAAUCACGAUGAGUCAUGACGGGAAACGCCUACUGAUAGCCAGCUGUUGCACCGCAUCUGUCAAUCAGUUUUAUCUUGAGGGCCCUAAGAUGGGCACAGUGGAGCCGUUCAUCACUGAUCUGCAAGGCACGCCAGACAACAUCCGUCGGAAUGUGCGAGCGGAUGGUAAAGUAUCGUAUUUUGUGGGUUUAGGGAGUAAGCGUUCGGCACCAUUUGCGCUGGAAAACCUUGUCGGCCCUUACCCGUUCAUCAAACGAGUGAUUGCUAGCCUUCCACUGAACACAUUUUCGUCGCUCGUACCAAAAUUUGGUCAGGUACUAGACCUCCGUGAAGAUGAUAGAGAUCCCACCAAGGGAACCAUAGGCCACUACUAUAUCGACUACCAAGAUAGGAAAGUGGAUGGCAAAAGUGUGUAUUGGGCAAGUGAAGCCGAAAUACAUAACGGUUAUUUGUACAUCGGCAGCUGGUGUGCUCCAUACCUUAGUCGGGUAAAAAUUGAAUAGCGCAACAUACUGGUCAAAAUUAGAUGCAUACUGCGUUUAGAAACGCAACAACUAUCAUGAGGGCAGUUGUAAUUUAUCAAGUGUAUAUGAGCCAUAAAGAAUCCUUCUUCCCUG
Sphaeroforma arctica JP610 is the source of this 1371-nucleotide messenger RNA. RefSeq lists its product as hypothetical. The record is from RefSeq and is a predicted model, not a curated record. Gene Ontology annotation, molecular function: strictosidine synthase activity. Gene Ontology annotation, biological process: biosynthetic process. The transcript is spliced from 8 exons. The coding region runs from base 73 to 1257 and encodes 394 amino acids. Lineage: Eukaryota; Ichthyosporea; Ichthyophonida.